Molecule: messenger RNA, 558 nt
Organism: Zingiber officinale
Lineage: Eukaryota; Viridiplantae; Streptophyta; Magnoliopsida; Zingiberales; Zingiberaceae
Product: chaperone protein dnaJ 20, chloroplastic-like
Exons: 1
Coding region: 1-558 (185 amino acids)
Cellular component (GO): chloroplast
Source: RefSeq, a predicted model, not a curated record
AUGGCAGCUUUUGCUCUUUCGUCUCCCUCUAAUUCCUUGUACAGAUCUUCCUUCUCUCCGAUCCCCACCAAAACAGCACCCGCUCCUCGAUUCAGGGUCUCUGCCUCGGCCGUCGCCGCCCCGGCGGCGCCGGCCACCAUGUACGACCUGCUCUCGGUGUUACACACCGCUGGCGCCAGCGAGAUCCGCGCGGCGUACCGGCGGCUGGCCCUGCGGUGGCACCCGGACGCGUGCCACUCGGCGGGGGAGGAGCGCUUCUACGCGGAGCGCUUCAUGGAGGCGCGGGAGGCCUAUGAGGUGCUCUCCGACCCCGCCAGCCGCCGAAGCUACGACCUCGCGCUCUCCGGCGACCGCUGGGCCGCAGCGGUCGCCGCUGGCCCGGCCUUCCGCGAGGGCCGCGGUCGGCGCCGAGAGGCCAGCGUGACGGUGUUCGGGAAUUGGGACGCGCAGCUGGUCGGGCUCCGGCGGCGAUCGGCCGUGACGGAGGCCGACGGGGAGGAGACUUGGGGCGGCCGCGUGAGGAGGGCCACCCGCGGCGCCGCGGAGACUGCUGUCUAA